This is a messenger RNA of Pieris brassicae (large cabbage white), 517 nucleotides long. RefSeq lists its product as uncharacterized. The coding region runs from base 15 to 356 and encodes 113 amino acids. The transcript is spliced from 3 exons. The record is from RefSeq and is a predicted model, not a curated record. NCBI's taxonomy places the organism in Eukaryota, Metazoa, Arthropoda, Insecta, Lepidoptera, Pieridae.
ACUGUUUUAGAAUCAUGAUAAUGAAGGCAUUGGUUUGUUUCUGUUUUAUAAUUGCAAUCGUCAUAUGUACUGAGUAUAAUUGUGAUUAUUCCUUUGGUGAUCCAUCGUGGAAUUACUCGAAAAUAUUUUAUGAUGAAACUCACACAAUCGCUUCUGGUUUAGUGUAUAUGAAUUUCACUUUACCCCGUGACACAAACCAAAUGGUUAGCUUCGUUUGCGUCAAUAUCACGGGAGCUGAUUUGAACACAACGCAGGUGGCUUUUGCGAGUCUCUUUGAUCAGGUUUCAGUUGACUUACGCACUGCACACAAAAAGGACGUCACAGUACACAUUAUAGCAUUAGAACAUGGCUAUUAAAACUUACAAAUAUUUUAUUUUUUAUUAGAGAGCUAGAGUUAAGAUUUUUGAAAUGCAAUAUUACAAAAUAAACAAGGAAUUCAUUUUUAUAGAAUUAUGAAUUGCCAGUAGAAAGUAUCGAUUCUUCGGGAAAUUAAAAUGUAUUCUGUACUGCAAACAUA